CAUCAACAUCAAAAACACGUCACUAAUUAUUGAACAAAAAUUAAUUUUUUUAAUACUCGUUGUAUUUUAGUAAAUUCGUAGACAAAAAUGAGUGCGAUAUUCAAUUUCCAAAGCUUACUCUCGUUGCUCCUUCUGGCGAUAUGCACCUGUGCGUAUCUACGAUCUCUGUUUCCUUCAUUUAUUGAUAGAAACAAAACCGGAAUGGUUGGUAUAUUUUGGAAGCUGGCCCGGAUUGGUGAACGCAAGUCUCCGUGGGUGGCUCUGGCGUGUGUUAUGAUGGCAGCAUCGAUACUAUUCUAUACAUAACCGAAGCAAACAAGCACCUCGUAAGUUUUCCAUAAUACCCAAUAAACUAUACAUUCAGUUUAAAAA
Messenger RNA from Ochlerotatus camptorhynchus, 372 nucleotides. It is a transcript of the gene ksh, whose product is annotated as transmembrane protein 167A-like protein ksh. The coding region runs from base 88 to 306 and encodes 72 amino acids. Lineage: Eukaryota; Metazoa; Arthropoda; Insecta; Diptera; Culicidae. Gene Ontology annotation, biological process: intracellular transport; protein secretion. The record is from RefSeq and is a predicted model, not a curated record. The transcript is spliced from 3 exons.